AUGGGUACUAGCGAUCCUCUAGCCACUGGUGACAAACACAUGGCUCGCGUUGCUGUGAAACCUGCCCCAUUUUGCCGUAGUAACCCUAACCUUUGUUUUUUUUUUCAAUUAGAUGCACAAUUCAAGCUCGGGUGUAUAACACGUGAUGACACGAAAUUUUAUACUGCGAUUUCCGCCCUCCACACUGAGAGGGAGGUACAAGGUACUGAGGUUCUUCAGUCAGUACGCGAGAUUGUUCUGAAACCUCCCACGGAUAAUAAAUACGAGGAAUUGAAAAAUAAAUUAAUUUCAGUUUAUGAGGAGUCUGAAAACACCAAACUAAAGCAGUUACUACAAGAUUUGCAACUUUGUGAUAUGCGCCCAUCCCAGUUAUUGUCAAAAAUGCAGGAGCUUUCGGGUGACAAUUUUAAGUCCAAUGUUUUACAAUCAUUGUGGCUCAAUCGUCUCCCGAACAAUAUCCAAGCUAUUCUUGCCUCCAGUAACGAGAACCUACCCCAACUGGCCCAAAUGGCAGACAAAAUUCAUGAUGUUCUCCAACCACAAGCAAUCAGUCAAGUUCAGCAUCCCAGUGUUGAUAUUUCAUCUCUUCAACAACAAAUCCAGGAAUUAUCAUUGCAGGUCGCAGCCUUACAGACACGAUCUCAGUAUCAUCCGCGCGGUAGAUCAAAGUCCCGGAACCGAAAUAAUAGGGAAUACCAACGCGCUCAUUCUGGUACUCAAUCAGACAUUUGUUUCUAUCACAGCCGAUUCGGUGAUAAAGCGCGCAAGUGUACACCUCCAUGCAAAUUUCAGAAGACCUCUUUAAACUGA
Molecule: messenger RNA, 810 nt
Organism: Stegodyphus dumicola
Lineage: Eukaryota; Metazoa; Arthropoda; Arachnida; Araneae; Eresidae
Source: RefSeq, a predicted model, not a curated record